This is a messenger RNA of Dermochelys coriacea (leatherback sea turtle), 5680 nucleotides long. It is a transcript of the gene WDR25, whose product is annotated as WD repeat domain 25. Lineage: Eukaryota; Metazoa; Chordata; Testudines; Dermochelyidae. The record is from RefSeq and is a predicted model, not a curated record. Gene Ontology annotation, molecular function: protein binding. The transcript is spliced from 7 exons. Bases 575 to 2050 code for a protein of 491 amino acids.
UAUAUUAUGAUAAACUUCAGAUAAAGACAUGGGUUGCCCUCUAGAGGGAGGAUUUAAUGUUUUUAUACUUAGCUCUAUGCUCCUUUUUUAAACUUCUGCUAAAUAUUUAGGUCACUCUCCUGCAAAGGGAUUUGAAAGAAUCAACCUAUAGUUCUGGAUAGAGUCUUGUUUGCUUCAGUGGGACCCUGCUCAGGAGUAAGGGUUUGUGCUCGAGGAUCCUAUUGUAAAAUAGAAGCACAACCUACAAUGUAAAGUUCUUGUAAUAAAAUGUGCAUAUUGGAGACUUGUUCUGUUUAUACCAGAGGUUUUCAAAUUGUGAGUUGUGUUCCCCUAGAGGGAAACAGAGGACUGUUUGGCAGUGACACCAGGUGGGGCUUCCCCUCUCUCCUCAGUAGGCCACCUAGUCAGUGGGUCAGUCUCAACAGCUGCGCCGAUUUCCGCUCCCAGCACCCUCCGCACGCAGUGCUGGCUCCGCUCUCCUUCCCCCACUCUGAAAACCUGAGGGGGGGCAGAUGUUCAUCAUUUUGGAGGAUUUCAGCACAGAGAUUAUUGGAUUUUGCCAUAUCUGACCAGGAUGAAUUCAUCAUUGGUUGCUUAUGAUGAUUCAGAUUCUGACACUGAGACUGGAAAGGCUGAAAAUCUCAAUCUUUCUGGCAGAGAAACCAGACUUGCAAAUUAUGCUAUGAAUCCUAUUCAGUGUUUUGCACCCGGUGGAUUGGGCACAAAAUCUACAUACAAAAUGCAGACUGUUGAGAAUACUGCCAGCACUGGGACAAGCAUUAUUUGUGAAGGUGCUCCUGCAUAUAAGGUACAGGCUAAUAACAGGGAUUUGGCAACUGUUUAUCCUUGGAAAGAAUAUUCUAACCAGGUUGAAACGCUUUCUGGAAAUGGAAGCUUCUCUCAGAAGAGAGUACAUCGGGACAAGAUUGUUACCAUAAAGGGAAUUAGACCAUAUAUCCCUAAAAGACUUCGACAAGAAAAAACUUCUGAAGUGUAUGAAAAAAAAGAAUCUGAAGAACACAGAGAGAGUUGUGCAAUACCAGGAGAGCAAAUUUCCACAGAGGUUUCUGAAUUUAUUAAGCCAUAUUUAGGGUCUAAGUACAAAUCAACUGAAAUCCCAAGGAACUUGGUGUUUCAGAUGUCCAAACACAGUGGUCCAGUUAAUAAAGUCCAGUGGUGUCCUGUACAAGGAUGGAGCCAUAUGCUUCUUUCCACUUCCAUGGAUAAAACUUUCAAGAUAUGGAACGCUGUAGAUACAGGCUGUUGUUUAAAAACGUACUCCUGUCACAGUUGUGCUGUUCGAACUGCUGAGUGGUCUUUGUGCGGAAGAAGAAUUCUCAGUGGAGGCUUUGAUUCUAUGCUUCAUUUAACAGAUGUUGAAACAGGGACACAGGUAUUUAGCAGCAACAAUGAAUUUAGGAUCAGCACACUGAAGUUUCACCUUGCUGAGCCUAAUAUUUUUAUUUGUGGAGGAUUCAGCCCAGAAGUUAAAGCCUGGGAUAUAAGGAAUUGUAAGGUGAUAAAAGUCUACAAAGCAGCAGUACAACAGACCUUGGACGUCCUCUUCCUUCCUGAAGGAAAAGAAUUUCUUACAAGCACGGAUGCAGUAAGCCGGGACUCAGCUGACCGUACGAUCAUUGCAUGGGAUUUCCACAGUGCUGCAAAAAUUUCCAAUCAGAUUUUUCAUGAGCGUUAUACCUGUCCGAGUCUGACUCUGCACCCUAGAGAACCUGCAUUUGUUGCUCAAACAAAUGGAAACUACAUGGCAUUGUUUUCUAUCCAACGACCAUACAGAAUCAACAAAAAGAAAAGAUAUGAAGGGCAUAAGGUGGAAGGAUUUGCAGUGGGCUGUGAAUUUUCUCCAGAUGGAACACUUCUAGUGACAGGAAGUUCAGAGGGCAAAAUAUUUUUCUAUAACUAUCACACUGCUAGAAUUAUUCACACUUUGUCUGCACAUAACCAGGCUUGUGUGAGUGCAACUUUUCAUCCAGUCCUUCCGUCAGUUCUUGCAACAUGUGGCUGGGCUGGAGAUAUCAAGAUCUGGCAAUAAUAAAACAGGGUUCCCUUUCAGAGUGAAUCCAGCUAGUCCACAUUAAAGACACGGGUGCUGGUUUUUCAUCAUAAUAAACCAGUGUAUGCAAUUUGAAUUUUUCUUAUGAAUGAGGGAGUCUGUUGUCAUUUUGUAUCUUCCAUCCAAGCCUUCUAAGAGUAGGACUUUCAAAAGUCUUUGGAGCUGGUUUAAGUCUGGAAGUCAAUGAGAGUUAGGCUAAUACUGUGUGUUUUUGAAAAUAUCAUCUAAGCUUUAAGCCUAAAUUUGUUUUUUUAUCAGUUGAUGCCAAAUGGGGUAAAAAGGAGGCUUAGUGGUAAAUAUUAAAUUAUACCAAAAAUUAAAAAAAGACUGCAGCUUGCUGCUCUUAGUUAUCUUAACAUUAAGAUCAGUGUUCAGGUUAAUAUAAUAAUAUUUUACAUUUAUAACAUCAUUUUUCAAGCCAAAAGAUCUCUACUUCCAUGCAGUUCAGGAUCACCAUGCGGGAGAAAUCUUCUCCUAAAGUGCAAAGGAAAAGGAUCUCCUUUUCUACAGACCUCUGUUUAAUUAUUUAAGAUCCAUAUCACCAAUUAUAUGGUGGCUCUUCUUCAACUGGUAUAAAUUGUCAUAGCACCAUUGAAGCCAAUAGAGCUAUAGCAAUUUAGACCAGCUAAAGAUCUCCCCCAAAUAUUUUUACAUAGUCAAUUAUGUGUAUGAGAGAGAUAGAAAAAAUUCAUCUUGUGCCUUUUAAUGUCAACUUUAACUCUGACUCACAAGAUAUACUAACUCUUUAAACAUAUACAUAGAUUAUUUAGAAGUUGUCUUUAUAUUGUAAUGAUUAUGUUGAGAAGAUAAAUAUGUCUUAUGUGUCAGAGUUAAGACUGCUACCAGAAUGUGUGAGAUGAAUUUUCACAUAUCAGUAUUCUGAUUAAUUGAUUUUAAUGAACUACAGUGUUACAGAAUAUUUAUGUCCAUUUUAACUGAAUAUUUCCACAUUUUUAACUAGUCUUUUUUGUGACAAAGCUGUAGUUUGCAGACGCGUUAUUCUAUGAUCUAACUCUAAAUUAAGGAAGCAUUUUGUUUGAGACUAUCAACUAGAAGAAAAGAGAGCAUGUGCCACAGAAAUGAAAGGGGGGAAUCCCUUUUCUAAUGAGACAAAGACCUGAAUUUCAAACAUGUGGUGGUCAGAACUGUAGGAUAGUUAAGCCUCAUAUCCACAUUUUGCUAUUGAGUAACUAGAAAAAAGAAAGUAAAAAGAGAUGGGAAGGGGAGCAUCCAGUCACUUUUUGCUUCUAAUUUGUUUGCUGCCAUCAUUGGCAUAUCAAAGCUAGUUCUUUCCCUAUUAAUUCCAUUAUAGUAUUUCAGUCUAUGAAAAAGAACUUUAUUCAGAUACUGGUAAUAUUGCAGCUCCAUAUUAACCCAUGUAUAUUGCUAUAUCAUAGAAUCAUAGAAAUGUAGGGCUGGAACGGACCUUGAGAGGUCACCUUGUCCAGCCCCCUUUGCGCUGAGGCAGGACCAAGAAAACCUCAACCAUUCCUGACAGAUGUUUGUCUAAGAUGAUUUUAAAAACCUCCAAUGACAGGUAUUCCACAACUUCCCUUGAAACCUAUUCUAGUGCUUAACUACCCUGAUAGUUAGUUAGAAAGCUUUUUCUAAUAUCUAAGCUAAAUCUCCCUUGCUGCAGCUUAAGACCAUUAUUUCUCUUUUCUUCAGUGGAUGUGGAGAGCAACUGAUCAAUCCCCCUUAUAACAGCCCUUAACGAUUUUGAAGACUAUUAUCAGGUCCCCCCUAGUUCUCUUUUCUCAAGACUAAACAUGCCCAGUUUUUUUUAACCUUUCGUCAUAGGUCAGGUUUUCUAAACCUUCUAUCAUUUUUGUUGCUCUCCUCUGGACUCUCUCCAAUUUGUCCACAUCUUUUUCUUUAGGGCACUGACUCCGUGGGGGCUUCAGGGCUGGAGCACCCCCGGGGAAAAAAUGGUGGGUGCUGAGCACACACUGGCAGCCCCCCUAUCAGCUAUCUCCCACCCCACCCCCCAGCACCUUCAGCCCCCUGGGCCCCAUGGAUCAGCAUCUCCCCCUCCCUCUCUGCACCUCCCACCUACCGCAAUCAGCUGUUUCGUAGCAUUCAGGAGGCUGGGAGGAGUGAGGAUGCGACGCAUUUGGGGGAGGGGGGUGGAACUGGAUGGGAAAAGGUGGGUUGGGGUGAAGCAGGGGCGGGAAGAGGUGGGACAUUGGGGGAAGGGGUGGAGUGGGGGUAGAUAGCAAAUGUGAAAAAUUGGGAUGGGGGUGGGGGGUAAUAGGAGCCCACAUAAGAAAAAACCCCAAAUAUCGGGACUGUCCUGAUAAAAUCGGGACAUCUUGUCACCCUAUGUGGGUGCGGGGCCUGGGUUGGAGCUGGGGGUUGAGGCCACUCCCCCCCCCCCCCCCCCGGCACUUUGAAAAGUCGGUGCUUGUGAUGGUGGCCAAAACUGGAGAUGUAUAUCUAUUUAUGUAUGUACAUAUGAUAUAUGUUUGUAACUUACCUGGGUCUAAAAAAAGUAAAUAUAUAAUUAGUGUAUAUAUAUUCAUGUAUUUAAAUGCCCUGACGCAAAAUAAGACUUACUGUAUGAUAUGUAUUCAUUCAAAUAGCAAAUCAUCUACUUCCAAAGUGAAGCUAAAUAAAAGGAAAACCCAACCACAGUCUCUGAACUGGUAAAUAGAGAGCUGCACAGAUAUAAAAUUUAGAUCCACAUCCAUCUGUAAUCCACAAACAUGGUCCAAGGAUAGCCGCGGAUGUGGAUAUCUGCAGAUAUAAAGCAGAUAUCUGCAGGUUUGCAGGGCUCUACUGAUGAAAUAUUAUAUUAUGAAAAAAAAUUAAAAACCACCACCCUCUUGUUGAGCUCUCUUGGAAUCAAGGUGAGCUGAAAUGCUUUUUAAAUACAUAUAAAAUCUGAUUCAUUAAGCACCAAGUCCUCCUUAUCUUUACUCAUGCAGGUAGUGCUUUGGGAGUCAAUGGGACGACUCACUUGAGUCAGACAAGUAAGAUUUAGCCAUCAGAAAAUAUGUGGUUAGAAUUAAGAAUUACAAAUAAAUACUUUUAUUAUAAAAUGUAAUUAUUUAAAAAUAAUGUAUCCUUUUAUUUUUCCAUCUUGGAUUGAGUGCAGGGUUCUGUGUUUCAAAUGCAAGAGUUGAUGUCAUCACUAUCACCUAUAGUAUGCACAGCUUUAUUCAUGUGUCUUUGCCUGAGACAUUUGUAAUAGGCCCAUCACAACUGAUGGAGUUAAGGCUGGCACCAACUUUUGCAGUCAAGGCCGUGGUUUACUUUUAAAACGCAUUAAUUUAUAAUGGUAGUCUUGUGCCUAUAUUUUCUUGAGCCUAGUCCUCCAAAAUGAUCCGGGCCUGUGCAGAGUCCCACUAAUUUCAGAAGGAUUCCACAUGUGCUUUGCAAGAUCAGGACUGUAGGGCCUUAACCUGCACCACAGAAGUCAAUAGGAUUUUAUGUCCAAAACAGUUGAUAGUAUUCAGUUUUAUAGAGCAUUUCAGUACCAUCUUUAAGGUUUGUUUCGGCUGUUGGUCUUGAGAGUCUGUUUAUUCAUGUUUGUGUUGUAUAUUUACAAAUAGAGUGUUAAGGUGCCCAGAGCAAUUUAAUACUCUUCUUUGGAUUGGUAAUUUGAAU